Messenger RNA from Zingiber officinale, 2852 nucleotides. Its product is annotated as protein ROOT HAIR DEFECTIVE 3-like. Gene Ontology annotation, biological process: endoplasmic reticulum membrane fusion. The coding region runs from base 216 to 2651 and encodes 811 amino acids. Gene Ontology annotation, cellular component: endoplasmic reticulum. The transcript has 24 exons. The record is from RefSeq and is a predicted model, not a curated record. NCBI's taxonomy places the organism in Eukaryota, Viridiplantae, Streptophyta, Magnoliopsida, Zingiberales, Zingiberaceae. Gene Ontology annotation, molecular function: GTP binding; GTPase activity.
CCUCUUUUUUUUCCUGCUUAUUCGCCGCCUCACGCUGCUGCUUUCCCUUCUCCUUCGAAGGUUUCAGUCGGCGAUCACCUCUUCCCAAUCUCCUCUUCGCAACAAGCCUUGGUUUUUGAUGUUGGACAACGGUGAGGACAUUUUUUAUCUGUUUUAGCGAACCAGAAGUCAAGUUUUCUCUUUAUUCUUCCUUCCGGGUUAUUUUGCUUCUAGGAAUGGCUAAUGAAUGUUGCUCUAUCCAACUGAUUGAUGGAGAUGGUGUAUUCAACGUCACGGGUCUUGAACACUUUAUGAAGUCAGUGAAGUUGGCAGAGCAUGGAUUAUCCUAUGCUGUAGUUUCUGUCAUGGGUCCACAAAGUAGUGGGAAGAGCACUCUAUUAAACCAUUUAUUUGACACCAACUUCCGAGAGAUGGAUGCUUUCAGGGGAAGGUCACAAACCACAAAAGGCAUUUGGUUAGCAAAUUGUGUUGGGAUUGAACCAUGUACAAUUGCUAUGGACUUAGAAGGUACUGAUGGACGAGAACGAGGAGAGGAUGAUACUGCAUUUGAGAAACAGAGUGCUCUUUUUGCUUUAGCAGUUUCUGAUAUAGUCCUAAUAAACAUGUGGUGCCAUGAUAUUGGUCGAGAACAAGCAGCAAACAAGCCUCUUUUAAAGACAGUCUUCCAGGUGAUGCUGAGACUGUUUAGUCCUCGUAAGACCACUUUACUGUUUGUUAUACGAGAUAAAACAAGGACACCUCUGGAAAACCUUGAACCUAUCCUCAGAGAAGAUAUUCGGAAGAUAUGGGAUAACAUUCCCAAGCCACUAGCCCAUCAAGAAACUCCUCUUAGUGAAUUCUUUAAUGUACAAGUUGUGGCUCUUUCAAGUUAUGAAGAAAAAGAGGAGCAAUUCAAAGAACAGGUUGCAAGUUUAAGACAGAAAUUUUAUCAUUCUAUUGCUCCGGGUGGACUUGCUGGCGAUAGGCGUGGAGUUAUACCUGCUUCAGGAUUUUCAUUCAGUGCACAACAGAUCUGGAAAGUUAUAAAAGAGAACAAGGAUCUUGACUUGCCGGCACACAAGGUUAUGGUAGCUACUGUACGAUGCGAAGAGAUUGCCAAUGAAAAACUUUCUUAUUUCUGUAAUGAUGAGGAGUGGCUUCAUCUUGAAGAAGCCACUCAGAAUGAUCUUGUUCCAGGUUUUGGAAAGAAGCUUAGUUCAAUUCUGGACAAAUGUUUGUAUGGAUACGAUUCAGAAGCUGUUUAUUUCGACGAGUCUGUGAGAACUUCAAAGAGGCAGCAACUUAAAGCUAAACUGCUCCAGCUUGUGCAUCCUAUUUAUCAAGCCACAUUGGGGCACGUUCGCACAAAAAGUUUAGAUGAUUUCAAGGAGGCUCUCGACAAGGCUCUUGAAAGUGGGGAAAGGUUUGCUAGUGCUGCAGAUGCAUGUACUCGAUCGAUCAUGUUAAAAUUUGACAAAGGAUGUGAAGAUGCAACAAUUGAACACGCAAGAUGGGACCCCUCAAAAGUUCGGGAUAAGCUUUUGCGAGAUGUUGAUGCUCAUUUAGCUUUAGUCCGUGCUGCAAAACUUUCUCAGAUUACGGCCUUAUAUGAGGAAAAACUCAGUAAGGCUCUUUUGGAGCCGGUAGAGGCUCUCCUCGAUGUAGCAAGUGAUGAGUCCUGGCCAACAAUAAGAAAACUUCUUCAAAAAGAGACGAGUUCUGCUCUUUCUAGUUUUUCUUCCGAACUCUCAACAUUUGAUCUUGACAAUGCAACUGUUAGCAAAAUGUGCAUAAAAUUAGAGGACUAUGCUAAAAGUGUGGUUGAAUCCAAGGCGAGAGAAGAGGCCGGGCGCGUGUUGAUCCGAAUGAAAGAUAGAUUUUCGACAUUGUUUAGUCAUGAUGCUGAUUCCAUGCCAAGAAUUUGGACCGGCAAGGAAGACAUAAAAGCAAUUACAAAAACCGCUCGAUUUGCAUCCCUGAAAUUAUUGUCCGUGAUGACUGCUAUUCGUUUGGAUGAUGAGAAAGACAAAAUUCAGGAUACUCUCUCAGCUGCUCUAUUAGAUGCUUCCAGUGGUGGUGCUACGGAAUCUACAAACAGAAGCAUCCAACGAAUUGAUCGGCUUGCUUCAAGUUCAUGGGAAGAGAUCCCUCCGUCUAAAACUUUAAUCAGUCCUGUCCAAUGUAAAUCAUUGUGGAGGCAAUUUAAAACUGAAACAGAGUAUACAAUUACUCAGGCCAUUUCAGCUCAGGAAGCCAAUAAACGCAAUAAUAGCAGGCUUCCUCCUCCAUGGGCAAUUGCUGCCAUGCUUAUCCUCGGCUUCAAUGAAUUCAUGACACUUCUCAGAAACCCUCUCUAUUUGGGUGUCAUUUUUGUCUUCUUUUUAGUUGGUAAAGCCCUUUGGGUGCAGCUAGACAUAUCAGGAGAAUUCAAAAAUGGAGCUCUCCCUGGGAUCCUUUCCUUGUCGACUAAGUUCCUUCCAACUGUGAUGAACAUCCUUAGGAAAUUAGCUGAGCAAGGCGAAGCACCUGCAGCUGCUGCUAAUCAAAACCAACAGGAGUCCAACAAGAGUGUUGUGAAAGUUAUAAAUGGCGAGUCUUCCUCAGGCUCAUCGUCUACCUUGUCCUCUUCUGAUGGUGGAAUAGAGUACUCUAGUUCACUAAAGCAACAAUAAUACUAUGGUAGCCAAUAGGGCAUUUUUUUUGGUUUUCUCACAUUUGUUUUACUUCUUAUUUUUGUUGUCCUUGUUUUUAUUGAUUUUAUUGAAAAAAAUAUCUUUUUCAAAUUGAUGAAUAACCUUAAAGAAAUAUUAGCACUUCUAAUGUGAUAAUAAAACCUUAAUGUAUUGUAGUUUCUUGUUAUUUUUAAGUUCCCA